Molecule: messenger RNA, 5191 nt
Organism: Hemiscyllium ocellatum (epaulette shark)
Lineage: Eukaryota; Metazoa; Chordata; Chondrichthyes; Orectolobiformes; Hemiscylliidae
Product: protein CASP-like
Exons: 23
Coding region: 109-4722 (1537 amino acids)
Biological process (GO): intra-Golgi vesicle-mediated transport; regulation of DNA-templated transcription
Cellular component (GO): Golgi membrane
Molecular function (GO): DNA binding; DNA-binding transcription factor activity, RNA polymerase II-specific
Source: RefSeq, a predicted model, not a curated record
UGAGAGUGUCGUACCGGGUUUUGUGGAUGUCCGCCUCCCCCUCCCCCUCCCCCUCCGUGCAGGAACUCCAAUCCAGGCUCGCUCUCUAUCGCCUCAAUAUGUCUCAAGAUGGCCGCCAAUGUGGGAUCGAUGUUUCAAUAUUGGAAGAAAUUUGAUUUACAACUGCUUCAGAGAGAACUUGAUGCCACUGCUACUGUGUUGGCCAAUCGACAGGAUGAAAGUGAACAAUCCAGAAAACGACUUAUUGACGAAAGUCGAGAAUUUAAGAAGAACACACCAGAGGAUUUAAGGAAAUUGGUGGCACCAUUACUGAAGAGUUUCCAGGCAGAGAUCGACGCCCUAAGUAAAAGAAGCAAAGAAGCAGAGGCAGCCUUUUUAAAUGUUUACAAAAGAUUAAUUGAUGUUCCAGACCCUGUUCAAGCGUUAGAUCUAGGACAACAACUCCAGCUCAAAGUCCAACGUAUGCAUGAUAUUGAAACAGAGAAUCAAAAGCUGCGGGAAACGCUUGAGGAGUACAACAAAGAGUUUGCGGAAGUCAAGAAUCAGGAGGUUACAAUAAAAGCACUUAAAGAAAAAAUCAAAGAGUAUGAGCAGACCUUGAGCAGCAGAGCAGAAAGCCUUGCACUUGAAAAAGAGCAGAAAUUGCAGAAUGACUUCACAGAGAAAGAAAGGAAAUUACAAGAGACUCAAACAUCCUUGGCCUCCAAAUUUGAGGAGGCUGAUCACAAGGUUCAAGUUUUACAGACAGCCCUGGAAUCAACUCAGACUGAGCUAUUUGAUUUGAAAACAAAAUAUGAUGAGGAGUCAACUGCCAAAGCAGAUGAAAUUGAAAUGAUCAUGACAGAUCUGGAAAGAGCCAAUCAGAGGGCAGAGGUGGUUCAGAGAGAAGCAGAGGCCUUGCGUGAGCAGCUUUCCUCAGCUAACCAAUCCCUGCAGUUGGCCACUCAGAUCCAAAAAGCUCCUGAUGUGGAACAAGCUAUCGAAGUGCUAACACGAUCAAGUCUGGAAGUUGAAUUGGCAGCAAAAGACCGUGAGAUAAUGCAAUUGGUUGAGGAUGUACAGAGGUUGCAGGCAAACCUGACCAAACUUCGUGAGACCUCAGCAAGUCAGGUCUCACAACUGGAGCAGCAGCUCAGUGCGAAGAACAGCACACUGAAGCAUCUAGAGGAAAAGCUGAAAGGACAGUCUGACUAUGAAGAGAUUAAAAAAGAGCUGAGUAUCCUGAAGUCAAUGGAAUUUGUAGCAUCAGAAGGAUCUGGGUCACAGGAUGCAUCCAAAACCCUCGAGGUACUUCUGCUGGAAAAGAACCGCUCAUUACAGUCUGAAAAUGCAACUCUGCGUAUCACCAACAGUGACCUUAGUGGGUCAGCUGGGAGAAAUGGGAAAGACCGACUUGAGAGUCUGCGCCCUUCGACCUCACCAUCCUCCCCUCCCUCUAAGUUGCUGCGCAACGCGAAUGAGCAGGCUUCCAGUGCUAAUGGUACGCACCAAUUCUCACCGACGGUUUUAGGUCAAGAUUUUUUCAACUCAUCAUUGACAAGCUCCCCGUUUCCCCUGGCCUCUGCAGGGAAAUUUGCACUAAACUCACUUCUUCAGCGGCAGCUAAUGCAGUCCUUCUACACCAAGGCAAUGCAGGAUGCAGGAAGCACAACCAUGCUUUUUCCAACAGGUCCCUACAGCACAAAUUCCAUAUCAUCCCCAAGCCCGAUCCAGCAAAGUUCUGACUUAAAUGGAAUGAUCCCUUCACCCAGCCAGUCAGAAAGUGCUGGAAGCAUAUCUGAGGGCGAAGAGCUGGACACUGCAGAAAUUGCACGGCAAGUUAAAGAGCAGCUGAUCAAGCACAAUAUUGGCCAACGGAUAUUUGGACAUUAUGUACUGGGGUUGUCUCAAGGCUCUGUAAGUGAAAUACUGGCCAGACCCAAACCAUGGAAUAAAUUGACUGUUCGAGGGAAGGAGCCUUUUCACAAGAUGAAACAGUUCCUGUCUGAUGAACAGAACAUUCUGGCCCUGCGGAGCAUCCAGGGCAGGCAAAGAGAGGUUCCAGGCCAGAACAUACAAAGAGUGUUGCAGGAAGUAAAGAAACGAAGAUAUGGUUCAGAAGGCAAUAUCACAACGCGGAUCAGAACCCCUGAGACUGGCUCUGAUGAAGCCAUUAAAUCCAUUCUAGAACAGGCCAAGAGAGAACUACAGGUGCAAAAAACUGUUGAUUCAACUCAACCACCCUGUACAUCGAGCAGUGGUGGUUCAGAUGAAGCAAUUUGGUCAAUAUUGGAACAGGCCCGGCGUGAGAUGGAAGCUCAGAAGGCAGGCCUUGAGCCGACACCAAAGCCAACACCAGUUCCUCAAGCUGACUUAGCCCUCCAUUCAUCCAAAGCAGCAUCAUCUUCCUCAUCAUCAUUCUCUUCCUCACUGAUCGCCAUGAAAAAGCCUUUCAUGGUGGAUUCCAGCAACAACACAACACAAACAUCUCAUGGAUUUAAAAAAGAAGCAUUACAUGACUCAUGCUCCUCAGAGCACCAUGGGAUAGCAGACACACCCCAGAAUAUGCUCAAGCAAGUUAAAAAUGAGCUGGGACGAAGUAGUAUAUGGAGGGACCAGUGGUGGAAUACAGUUUGUCCUGACAGAAGAAACUCCACUUUUUCAGAAGAUGGAAGAGCAGAGGAAGCUUGUAGUGGGAGAGAGAGGAUUAGUAAUCCAAACAGACUGGAGCGAAAUGCUUUGCAAGGACCUGCAGCUUCUGACCACUGGAAAGACUGGCAAAAUGCGGAGUCGCCUUAUUCUCAAGCAUCUGAUAUAGGCACAGUGGCUGCAAGUAGCAGUGUGACUCCACAAAGCAGUCCCCUGCCUUCUUCACCUCUUGUCCCUGUCUCAAAACCACACAAGCCCUCUGUCCCACCAUUAACACCAGAACAGUAUGAGAUCUACAUGUACCAGGAAGUGGACACAGCUGAAUUGACACGACAGGUGAAGGAAAAGUUGGCCAAGAAUGGGAUCUGCCAGAGGAUCUUUGGGGAAAAGGUUUUGGGUCUGUCACAAGGGAGUGUUAGUGACAUGCUGUCUAGGCCCAAGCCUUGGAGUAAGUUGACUCAGAAAGGCCGAGAACCCUUUAUUCGCAUGCAGCUGUGGCUGAAUGGCGAGCUGGGGCAAAGCGUUCUUCCAUCCCAGGUCCAGCAAUCAGGACAAGAGAUAACCCCAAAGACCUCGGCUAGUUGCAGCCCGGCCCCUGAAUCUCCAGUCAGUUCUGCUGAAUCAGUGAAGAGUGUGGCUGAAAUACCUUCACAGCAAUCCACAGCCACAGAAGGUAGUAAGGAGAUCAAACCACCCUGUGAACAACCUUCGAACGAUCCUCAGGUUCUAUCAUCACUGCCAAUUUCUGGUCAGUCAGCAUUAAGCAUUCAAGAACUGGUGGCCAUGUCUCCUGAACUCGAUACGUAUGCCAUCACAAAGAAAGUCAAAGAAGUGCUGACAGACAACAAUUUAGGCCAACGUCUGUUUGGAGAGACCAUCCUUGGCCUGACACAAGGUUCCGUGUCUGAUCUGCUGGCACGGCCCAAACCCUGGCACAAGCUGAGCCUGAAGGGAAGGGAGCCUUUUGUCCGCAUGCAGCUCUGGCUCAAUGACCCAAGCAAUGUUGAGAAGCUGAUGGACAUGAAACGAAUGGAAAAGAAAGCCUACAUGAAACGCCGACAUAGCUCAGUGAGUGACGGUCAUGGUAGUGACUCUUCAGUUGCUGGGCUUGACUACAGUCAGAGCGCCAGUCCCCAGCCACAGGUUCAUCUGAAGAAGCCUAGGGUGGUGUUGGCCCCUGAAGAGAAAGAAGCUUUGAAGCGAGCUUACCAGCUAAAGCCAUAUCCAUCCCCAAAAACUAUAGAAGAACUUGCUGCUCAGUUGAAUCUGAAAACCAGCACUGUCAUCAACUGGUUUCAUAAUUACAGGUCCCGCAUUCGAAGGGAGCUGUUCAUCGAAGAAGUGCAGGCAGGGCCUCAUGGUCAAACAGGAUCCAGUGGCUCUCCAUCUGUCAGAGGAAAUAGGACAGGACACAGCUCAGAAGGAGAAAGCUGUGAUGGAGGAGACUUGGAAGCAGUGACUGAAGAAAAGGAUAAUGCCAUGGGAAUGGAAAAUUACAGCACGGGAUGUGUAACUCCUAAGGAAGGGCAGAUGGAGUCAGUUUGCGAUGAGGAUACAGAGUCUGUUGUGCAGCCUGACAUUAAAGAUGCCACAGUGAUUGAUACAAAGGACUCGUCCCAUUUAGAAGGAGAUGCCAUGGUCUCUCCUAAUGCUGAGAGUGAAGAUGAGGGCAUCAUGAAGCAUCCGGGCCGAAAUAAGAGAUUACAGCGAGAAGCACAUGUGUCAGGAACAUCCCUGGAGGAAUUCCAAACAAACCAGCCUUCGGCCCAGUCAGUUGUAGAAGAGGACAACUCUACCUCAUCCGCCUCCACGUCGGCAACUGUAGCAGAGACCUCCCGAGAUUUGAAAGAAGAUACCUCUUUGAUGCAGCAGGCGAGCAUUGGAACGAACACAGGUUGCAGGGGCACCACAUCCUCUUCCACAAAAGGCUUCCAGAAAGGCCUGUUCAACUUUUCUGACACCCCCUCGCCUGCCCAAAAAACAAGCCUGCGUGAGAACAGUUUAAGGCGUAAGAAAGCAGCAAACUUGAACAACAUUAUUCAUCGUUUGGAGAAAGCUGCAAGUCGGGAAGAGCCCAUUGAAUGGGAAUUUUGAGAUUAAAUUAUUAAUUAUGCACAACUCCUGAGAGUUAGGUAUUAAGAGACCUUGGACAUUCUUUACUCAUUUUAUCCUGUCACGCACUUAAUGCCCUGCAGGCCACAGGGCAAAAAUGCCAUAGGCCAAGGUGCAUAUAGAAAAGGAGAGCAUUAAGUUCCGUUCAUCAUUGCAUUUUCAAAGCAAGAGUUGAAACAUGCAGUUAAGCUUUUGUACCCCGAAGUGUUUUUGUGUCAUGACUGAUUUUCAAACUGUCUGGGAUUAACUGUUACAGCUUUGCCUUCUCCCUCCGCCAAGUGGGCUUCAAGCAGCGACACCCAUCGGCUAAAGAGGGGUCUCCUUUGCCAUAAAAUGGCAGCAGAGCGAUAUUACACUAUUAACUUCUUAACCAGAAAAAGAUUGGAGAGUUUUCAAAUGACUAGAAUUUUGUAGCUGUUCAGUUGCCACUGAGAGAUUGCACAGUCAUCUG